CAGCGCUUUCAUCAUAGCUGCUGUAGAAAUGUGGAGCCUUUUUAUUUUUUUUGAGAUGGUCAUCUCUAGGCACUGAAGAAAGGGAUUGAGAACAGAGGAGAGAGAGGAAACCAAAAUGCAAGAGGAACGAGGAGCUGGACUAUUUAAAAGGAACUGGCUCUUUUAGAGCAUAUGGAGAUGUGACCUGUGAGAUCUAUAUGAGGCAGAAAAGUGAGCGUCAAAGGUGUGUGCACAGACUCCAUUGGUGUGCGUGACCUAAGCUGGGACCAUGCCGGACUGUCACAAUCGUUUGGGGGUGCGACAAGGCCUCACCUUCAUCACAGGCCUGGUGGAGUGUUUAUGUUUUGCAGGCAUUAUAUUUGGGUGGGCUUCACUUGUUUUUGUCCUCAAGACGGAUGGUUACUUCAACUAUCUGUGUGUCAACGCCACAGGAACCAAUGGUUCGCAGGUCUUAGAUUGCAGUGGACAGGAUGAGCAGUUCUCUCUGGUCUUCACCAUUGCAUCCUUCAUGAAUAAUUUCAUCACAGUGGCAAGUGGUUUUAUUUUCGACCACUUUGGCACCACGGUGGCUCGGCUCUUGGGAAUAGCUUUUCACACUGUGGGUACCUUGAUGGUGACCUUCUCAAAUUCAGGUCUAUCCCUCCUGCUUUUCCCAGCACUCUCCUUCAUAGCUGUGGGCGGUAUCAUGUUGCUCAUCACCAACAUGCAGGUGGGAAACCUUUUCGGGGGCCGUCGUUCAACCGUCAUCACUCUCUACAAUGGGGCCUUUGACUCGUCCUCAGCACUCUUCUUCGUCAUCAAGUUGGUAUACGAGUCUGGCAUCUCUCUCCGUGCCUGUUUCCUAUUCCUGUCUUUCUGUAGCAUCAUUCACGUGCUCAGGACAGUCUUCCUGUUUCCCAGAACCUUCAUUCCAUACCCACUGCCGGAUCACUACUCAUACGGGUUCUCCUGCAGCAAAUUAUAUGCUGCCAAGCGGUCUAUGAACGCCAGCUCACAUGAGACCACAAAGACAGAGCAGCUUGCAAGCGAGGCACCUGCAAAACAAGAGAAAACUUUACGCGAGUGUGUUCUGUCCAGAUUAUUCAUAUGGCACAUAAUCUGGUUGUCGGUGAUCCAAUUGAGACACUAUCUUUUCAUUGGCACCCUCAACUCCACGCUGCAGAAGCUAACAGAUGGGGAGCCUUCACUCGUGAGCCAGUACAUCAACGCAUUUGCCUUCACCCAACUGUGCGGGGUGUUGUGUGCUCCCUGGAAUGGCCUCAUCAUGGACAGAAACAAGCGCAAACCCCGGGCGGAAGGUAUGAGUGAACAAGAGGCAGACCUGAAUUCCUCAGUUCUUUCUCUCUUCCUAACAUCACUUAUGGCAUUGGUGUUCUCAAUUUGUGCUGCUACGCCACUCCUACCACUUCAGUACUUUACCUUCAUAAUGCAAGUGCUCAAUCGCUCCUUCCUGUACGGUGGCAAUGCAGCAUUCCUCAGUGUGGCUUUCCCAUCGUGCCACUUUGGGAAGCUGUAUGGCCUCAUCAUGGCUGUUUCGGCAGUCUUUUCUUUGCUGCAGUAUGUCUGCUUUGCUUUGGUAAAGUCGGUCCUGCAUGGAGAUCCUUUAUAUGUGAACAUCGCUCUGACGGUGGUCAUCCUGCUUGCCUUCAUCCACCCUCUGUCCGUCUUUUUGCACUGUCGAAGUCUUGCAUCACAGCGUGAAAAGACCCACCUUUAAUAGCAGUAAACAGAGACGCUGAAGAUUUGCUCAACAUUAGUAAUGACAUUGACGCAAUGACAGUAACAUCAAUGCUGUUGGUGCUUGUUUAUUUUUUAAAUGAUUCAAAAUUGUUAUAAUUUUUGCUAUGUUUUUUGUGUGCUGUCAUGAACACCAUAGCUGCUGUGUAUACUAACAUUUUUGUUUUAUGAAUACAUUUAUCAUGUAUCACAGGUGUUGGCCUCCUUAUGUUAACUUUGUCUAUACAUUGUUUUUAACUGGAAGAAAUGUAGUAAGGUAUGGUGACUGAAUUCUUGACAUAUUUGGCAAUAUUAUGGAAAUUUAGUUGCCAGAAAAUGUAACUCAGGCUUCUGUUUUAAACAGAAGCGCUUCGGUGAGGUGAUACCAUCUGAACAAAAAUCCUAUGAACAAAGAUGUCUACAGUAUGAAGUAUGAAUUAAUUGACUGCAUCAACAUGCCAGUUGCAGACACAAUGAGCAGUUAACUCACAGUUCUGCCACCUACUGCUCACAGUAGUCAGUCAACAAACAAACAGAAAAACCUCAGGUGCUCAUUGACAUUUAUCUGACAUUAAUUGUGAUGGCAUUCAAAAGAAUAUAAAGGGAAAUAUCUUACCUACAA
Messenger RNA from Phyllopteryx taeniolatus (common seadragon), 2338 nucleotides. RefSeq names its product solute carrier family 43 member 3b (gene slc43a3b). The coding region runs from base 269 to 1717 and encodes 482 amino acids. Lineage: Eukaryota; Metazoa; Chordata; Actinopteri; Syngnathiformes; Syngnathidae. The transcript is spliced from 13 exons. The record is from RefSeq and is a predicted model, not a curated record.